This is a messenger RNA of Microbotryum saponariae, 287 nucleotides long. NCBI's taxonomy places the organism in Eukaryota, Fungi, Basidiomycota, Microbotryomycetes, Microbotryales, Microbotryaceae. The record is from the annotation of a GenBank genome assembly.
AUGACGAUGGCCGAGCUCCUCGCCUUCGAUGUUGCUCCCGCCGACGCGUCUCUUCAGUCUUCACAUCGAGUUGUCCAAAGAUGCUGAGCCCACCCAGUACUCGACCUUAUCGAGGCCGUUGGGAAGGCAAACAGCUCCUCACGUCCAAUCGUGCGUCUACCAAGCUCAACUAUCGAAAUUUCGAUCUAAGCUCAUGCGUGUUCGGUACUACAAAGCCCACACACUUGAAACUUCCGCCUCUUGUCGAUGCUCGCGAUACAAAUUUCUCGCUAAACUGGCCAACCUGA